Trichomycterus rosablanca is the source of this 1739-nucleotide messenger RNA. It is a transcript of the gene marchf9, whose product is annotated as membrane-associated ring finger (C3HC4) 9. The record is from RefSeq and is a predicted model, not a curated record. The coding region runs from base 1 to 1020 and encodes 339 amino acids. Lineage: Eukaryota; Metazoa; Chordata; Actinopteri; Siluriformes; Trichomycteridae. Gene Ontology annotation, biological process: protein ubiquitination. Gene Ontology annotation, molecular function: ubiquitin-protein transferase activity; zinc ion binding. The transcript is spliced from 4 exons.
AUGUUCAAGAACCGGAUCCGCAUGUUUUUCAACGAGCUGAAGCUCCUGGUGUUCAUGCGGUCCGGUCCUCGGCAGCCCGGCGCAGAUACAAGCACAGGCAGCAUGAGAGGCCUGGGUGCGAUGGGCGGCUGCGGCUGGCGAGCUUUCUCCCACUGCUCCGGACACACAGACCCGGACGCCGAGGAAUACUACGGCAGCGAGGCGGGGGCCAGGCGGAGCACGGCCGCGGCUCUGGAGGAACGAGAUGUGCGGCUACAGGCGGCGGACACGAUUUCGCUCAGCAGCGGGUCCCGCACCCCCCAGUGUCGCAUCUGCUUCCAGGGACCCGAGCAGGGGGAACUGUUGAGUCCGUGCCGCUGUGAUGGGUCAGUACGCUGUACCCAUCAGCCCUGUCUCAUCCGCUGGAUCAGUGAGAGAGGCUCCUGGAGCUGUGAGCUGUGCUACUUCAAGUAUCAAGUGCUGGCCAUUAGCACCAAGAACCCACUGCAGUGGCAGGCUAUCUCCCUGACUGUGAUUGAGAAGGUACAGAUAGCUGCAAUCAUCCUCGGCUCGCUCUUUCUUAUUGCUAGCAUCUCUUGGCUGGUUUGGUCUUCUCUCAGCCCAUCUGCCAAGUGGCAGCGACAGGACCUGCUCUUCCAGAUCUGCUAUGGGAUGUAUGGCUUCAUGGACAUCGUUUGCAUAGGCCUCAUCAUCCACGAGGGUUCAUCUGUCUACCGGAUCUUUAAGCGCUGGCAGGCUGUCAAUCAGCAGUGGAAAGUAUUGAACUAUGAAAAGGCCAAGGACUUAGGGGAGCCGAUUAGCUCGAGCAGUAAGUGUGCCGCCCGUGGUUCACGCUCCAACCCACAUGGCCUGGGCAGCAGUGGCAGCAGGAGGACCCAGCGUGUGCGGAGGCUCAGGACUAUCCUCAACCACCACUGCGGCUACACCAUCCUGCACAUCCUGAGUCAGAUCAGACCCAGCGACACGCGCCUCGCCUCGGCUUCAAACCGCGAGGUCGUCAUGAGGGUCACAACUGUAUGAGGCCGGUGGUGCACCCUUUGAGAUUGGCUGGAUUAUACGGAGAGACUUGGUGACGUUUCCUCAUGCAGGAGCAAAGACUUCAGAGCAGCUCGACUCCUCAGCUAACGUCUCGCUCAUGUUUCACGAGCAGAGCAAAACACAUUCUGUCAAAAAUGAGAAUGCUGAAAAUAAGAAAACACUGGAAUUACAUGGUUCAUAAAGGAGAAAAAGACCGAGACCUGUCCUCUCGUGAUCUGGCACACAACCACAUUUUUAUUUCAUCCCCUCUCUGGUGUCGUUUUAUACCGCUAUGGUUUGUACUAUGUUUCGUUUUCUAAGGAAGUGUGGUUUUGUGAAUGGACACUGCUGCACUUCAUACAUGGCUUAGAAAGGACAGAAUGAUAUUUACAGAUGUGUUAAAGAAACCUGAAUUACACCAAACAGUGACAAAGGCACACCAACCAGUGAGCAAAGAAUUCUUUAUAAUACACCAAUAAAUCCAUUUAAUGAGAAUAUUACUAAGGGUAAUAAGGUUCGGGUGCAAUAAGAUUUAAAAAAGGAUUAUCCAGAGUGUUAGCAUAAUAUUUAAAGCAUUGGAUCUUCUCUGCAAUAAAGAAACCUGUACAUGUUGCAGUGAACUUUGCAUGAGGGUAAAAGUUUUGUGCCUCCUCGAUGUGAGGAUAUGAUGACUUUGUUUUAUUCUGAAUGGUGCUUGUUUUAAUAAACACAACUAUUCAUCA